UACAUGUCAUUCGUGGUAUAUUCAGCGAACAAUGUGUAUGGCUGGAGAAAUGUACAAACGGUACAAACGAAGUUUUGAAUGUUGUCUGGAUUAUAUAUGAAACGCUAGAAGAUGGAUGGCAUUUCAGAUAUAUCGAAACGAAUGUGCCGUUUAUGUAUGAAUGAGGAGGAUGUCGUGCUUUAUGUAAUUAAUGAAAAUCCCGGUUUUAGAAACUUUGGUAUGCCGUUAUCGUGGAGAAUCAUGAUGUGUGUAGGAAUUGCGGUACUUCCUUAUGACAAUCUGCCUCAGUUUAUUUGCCACCGUUGUCUGUACAGAGUAGACUCCUAUUAUGAAUUCAAGGAAAAAUGUAAGGAAUGUGAUAAUUUGUUGCAGAUAGAGAGGAACACUGCUACGCCACUGUCGGAGAAAAAUGAGAGAAAGAGACGUGAGAGGAGUCCAUCUGAAUCUCCAGAAGAAGUAGAAGAAUAUGGAGAUGAACUACCAUUUGUUAUGGUUAAAAGUAAUUCUGUGCCAUUGGAUCACCUUACAGAUCCACUGACCUUAUCAGACAUUGAAAGUAACUCUCAGCAAAAGGAAGGAUUAUGCUUUAAUGCAAGCAUGGCGGCAUCAUCGUCAUCUCUAAAGGGUGAAGUCAUUCACAGUGUCCCUUUAGUUGAUGCUUCUGAAACUUCAAGCCUAGAAAGAGUGGCUGGUUUGCCAAAUCCCAGUCAGUGUGCUGCAAUACAUGCUAAGAGAAAAAGAAAAACUCUCAAACAGAUGUCAGAACAUAAGUUUGUUAAUGUAGAGGACAUGCUCAAGAAACAGUGCAGAGCUCAGAAGGUAGUGAAACGAGUUACACAAGAUCCCAAAUUAAUUUUGGCAAAUCGUACAUGUCGAAUUUGUGGUAUAGUAUGUACCUCUGCUGAAUUUAAGGAGCAUGCCAUGUCUCACAUGAUUGAUGAAAGUGGAAACAAGAAAUACACAUGUCCUGUUUGUGAUAAGAGUUAUUCAGCAAAAUCCUCGGUGAGACGCCAUGUGUUAAGUCACAAUGCUGUCAAACCAUAUGAAUGUUCAGUUUGUGACAGAUCAUUUUCAGAUAGGUCAAACCUUAUGAAACAUGAACAGAGGCAUAGUGGUCUCAAACCCUAUGCUUGUGAUCUAUGUAAAACUGCAUAUGCAGAUAAUUCGUACUUAUUAAAACAUGUAAGAAACUGUCAUUUAUGGAAGAAACAUGAAGUAGCAAGACAUAAGGUUGUUCCAAAUACUGAUCAUGAAUGUUACACCAAACGAGAGAUACCAAAGUCAAAGAGACACAAAGAAAGGAACAGGAAAAGGUGUGUUAAAAGACAGAAUACUAAUUCUACUACAAUAGCAUCAAUUGUGCUUACUAAUGAGGGUAAUGAAGGUUGUGUUGAAAUACCUAAGAAUGUAUAAAAAUGUCUGCAAGAAGAACCACCUAAAAUUUUCAUUGAAAAGGUUUUUUUUAUUGCUAGUGGGGUGAGACUAAGUCCCUUGUACUGCGGCCACUUCUGGCCUAUUGUACC
Molecule: messenger RNA, 1523 nt
Organism: Cryptotermes secundus
Lineage: Eukaryota; Metazoa; Arthropoda; Insecta; Blattodea; Kalotermitidae
Product: zinc finger protein 629-like
Exons: 3
Coding region: 112-1413 (433 amino acids)
Biological process (GO): regulation of DNA-templated transcription
Cellular component (GO): nucleus
Molecular function (GO): zinc ion binding; RNA polymerase II cis-regulatory region sequence-specific DNA binding; DNA-binding transcription factor activity, RNA polymerase II-specific
Source: RefSeq, a predicted model, not a curated record